Salvelinus fontinalis (brook trout) is the source of this 3252-nucleotide messenger RNA. Its product is annotated as zinc finger protein 263-like. Lineage: Eukaryota; Metazoa; Chordata; Actinopteri; Salmoniformes; Salmonidae. The record is from RefSeq and is a predicted model, not a curated record. Gene Ontology annotation, biological process: regulation of transcription by RNA polymerase II. Bases 1540 to 3027 code for a protein of 495 amino acids. The transcript is spliced from 4 exons. Gene Ontology annotation, molecular function: DNA-binding transcription factor activity, RNA polymerase II-specific; RNA polymerase II cis-regulatory region sequence-specific DNA binding.
UCUCUCUUUUCCUCUGAUGAAACUGAUUUAUUUUUUCAAUGAUGAUGAUGAUGAUUUGGAUGGAUUCUCCCUCUGGACACAGUGACAUGAUCAGUGUACUGCAAUUCACAAACAGCACAAUCAUCUUGGCGUCCCAUGACAGAACUGUCAAUGUGGGACAAAUACAAAGGUGCAUGUCAUUCUAACUCUUCAACUUCCACAUAAACAAAUCAUUUAAUCAAGAAUGGAUGAGUAGUCACAACAAUGCAUGUAUGCUUACACUUGAUCUCUCUGCAUCUCGCUCUACAGGUGUGUUUGUGUGGGUCCUGUUCUAGUCUUGGAGGGGAACCUGCAAUGCUCCAGUGAACUGGUGUGGGUGAUGAAGUCAGCUCUACUUCCUCUCCUGUAGAGAAUAACCACCCAGUCAGUGUACACACAGUCAUUGCAUGCACUCUGCUCCAUACACACACAUACAAUCAUAAUUCACUUACUCUCACAGAUAUAUCAGUACUACUGUACUUUUAUGCAUAUUCUCUCAUGUUGCUCAAUCAACUACUCGCUAUCUUAUACACUAUCUGAUAUGCAUACACUUUAUAUCUAAUACCACUACAUUGAGUGUACAAAACAUUAGGAACACCUUCCUAAUAUUGAGUUGCACCCCCCCCCCCUUUUGCCCCCAGAACAGCCUCAAUUCGUCAGGUCAUGGACUCUACAAGGUGUCAAAAGCAUUUCAAAGGGAUGCUGGCCCAUUUGAUUUGAUUUAUUGCCACAGUUGUGUCAAGUUGGCUGGAUAUCCUUAGGGCGGUGGCUCAUUCUUGAUACACACGGGAAACGAUUGAGCGUGAAAGACCCAGCUGCUUUGCAGUUCUUUACACACUCGAAACCAGUGCACCUGGCACCUACUACCAUACCUUGUUCAAAGGCACUUAAAUAUUUUGUCUUGCCCAUUCACCCUCUGAAUGGCACACAUACAUAAUCCAUGUCUCAAGGCUUAAAAAUCCUUCUUUAACUUGUCUUCUCCCCUUCAUCUACACUGAAUGAAGUGGAAUAAACAGAUGGCAUCAAUAAGGGGUCUUAGACUAUCCAGAUGAAAGCUAUUACAUGGAAAGAGCAGGCAUCCUAAUGUUUUGUGCACUCAGUGGAUAUGUAUGUGCCUUAAAAACCCUAAGAGAAUAACCUCUUAAUGUUAAUCAGCUAUAGUUAAUGUAGUAUGCAAUAGUUACUUGAAAUAUAUAAUUCAAUUACGUUUAUUUUAAGUUUACAUGAAUCUAGUUGCACUCUCUACAUGCAGACUAGAACAGAACCUCGUUUUUACCUGGCCAGGCCAGGCUAGUGAUAAUUAUAUCAAUUUUGAAGGGCUGUUGCAGUCUUAUAUUUACGGUAGUACAUAUUUAUGUCACGUGUUGAAGGAAAGCGCGAUUGCAAUUUCGCCUGCAUCUCCCACAAGCAAUAUUGUUGCAAUUUGUAAACAUCUACGGAUUGUUUGUUGCGCAUUAGCUUGGAAAUUGGAGACUUUAUUUCACACAGAGAAUACAAAUUCUGUAAUUUGGACUGGACAAGAUGGCCAGCUGCAAUUUUCAGUCGCAGUUGGUAUCCAUUAUGGAGGUAUUAGCUAAAGCAGCUGUAGCAGAAAUUAACAAACGGGUUGAUGAUAGCUGUGCAGUUAUACGUUUGGAAAUGACCCAAAGCCAGCGAGAUAUUGAUGCACUGAAAAGGAAGUGUCAAAUGAUGGAGGGCGAGUUGAAGAAGACGCGAGUCAGGAGAAAAGUUUUUUACCCCAUGGCAUCAGCAAGAUCUUCAUAUCCAGUCAAGAUUGUUUUGAACAAGCAGAGGAGUAACUCACAGUGGAGAGAUGGAGAGGACUCUCAACCCCAGCCUACAGAUGUGGAGCAGAGAGUAGAGACUGAACCCAUACUGAUCAAAGAUGAGGAGACAGCAGAGGAUGUGUGGAAGACUGACCCUCAGGAAGAGCUCAGGAUCACUGGAGAGGAGUCUGGUUCCAAGCCUGGGCAACCACCAUCCUUUGAGCAACGGCACUUUGAGGACUUCAUCCCACAACCCAACAUAUCUCCUGAAGACUCAGUGGAACAUUACCCCAAUUCUGAUGGUCCAGAGGAACCAGACACACCCCGGCUCACAUCUACAGACGUGUUCAGCACAGAGCAGCACGGGCCAGAUGAGGACUCACUAGAGCUAGUGAUGGUGAAGGAUGAGAAAGAGGAGGAUCUUGAUCAGACCACGGCCCUGGCAGGACCUGACCAGUUUGUCAUGGAUGAGACUGAUGGGCAGCUGUGGACCUCUGUGGAUCCAGGCAGAGACACUGACCCUGAUGGCCACCCAAUUUUCUCCUUUCAUGCGUCAGAAGAGUACUCUCAGAAUAUCUCAAUUUUCCCAUCUCACAGUGGGCUUCCAUCCCUUCCUACUAUGACAGAUGAUGUAUGGCCAUCACUUCACUCUAAAGGGAAACCACAUGCUAACAUGUUCAGUACAGCAGCACAGAUGAAAAGACAUAUCAGGACAUUGGCUGAUGAGACUAGACAACAGAUGCCAGAAGGACAGAGCAGUGAGAUGCUAAACUCAAAUAAUGAUGGAAAUAGUUUAGCUCUACAGCCAAGGCAGCAUCAGUACAGGGCUUCAGAAUCAACAGUGAGAAUGAGUGAGUGCAUGACAGGGUCAAACAUGGCCACCACCUCCACCUUCUCUGGAUACAGCCUGAGUCGCAGUAGUUUUAACAUGGUGAAGAGAAUGAGGACUCGGUGGAGGUCGGGCGGCACCACUGAGAAGCGGUUCAGAGAGAAACCGCACACCUGCGAACAGUGUGGCAGGAGUUUCACCAAGCAGUGGAACCUCAUCAGACAUGCUGUGGUCCACAGUGGGGAGAAGCCAUACGAGUGCACACAGUGUGGGAAAUGCUUCACCCGGCGCUCCAGUAUGAAGUCACAUCAGAGAACUCACAUAGGAGAGAGUCCAGUGUCUCAAAAUGUUGUACCCCGAUACCCCUUGGAUCCACACACAAGUGUUAUGUUGUCUCAGACCAGGUGGAACUAAUAGGGACAUAAUUGCAUACUUUCUUUUUGAAAAUGUUGUACAGAAGGUAUUUAGAAGGUACAGAGACAUUUUACAAUAUUUUUCUCCCAAUUGAUUUGUGAAAUGCUUUGUCUGUUGAUGGCUCUUCACUUUCAUUUUAACAACCUAUUUACAACUGUUAAUGUGUUUUUGGCAACAAAAUCAUAAACAUCUUAUAUUAAUUAAAAAUUAUGUCAUGGAAGAGUC